Molecule: messenger RNA, 2387 nt
Organism: Cylicocyclus nassatus
Lineage: Eukaryota; Metazoa; Nematoda; Chromadorea; Rhabditida; Strongylidae
Source: the annotation of a GenBank genome assembly
AGUUUGGCAUGUUCCUCGAACGCUGGAUUGCUGCAAUGACAAAGAUAGUGAGCUCUUUCACCAGAAGCGAUACAAGCUUUGACAGUAAAUCGGGAAGCAAACGCCGUCAAAAGAAGACCAUAAUUAUAGUUGCUGUGAUUGUCGGUGCCGUAGUACUCGUUGCUCUCGUGCUAAUUGCUAUAAUUGUAUAUCUGAGCACAAUGCAAGCAAGGGAUGUUGUUAUAAUCAAGGAAUCUAGUCAAAAUACGACAGCUGCCAUCGAAGAGACUACAACGGACUCUAAGUGUAAAUGUGUAUGCACCAAGAAAGGGUUUGCAAAGCCACAUCCGCCUCUACUUGUUAUAUCCUUUGAUGGAUUUGCAAAGAACUACUUGUCACGAAAACUAUUACCAACCUUCGAAAAGAUAGCGGAAUGUGGUGUUCGAGCAGAGACAGUAUAUCCAGGAUUUCCCGCUCAAACAUUUCCAAAUCAUUGGACUAUGGCGACAGGGCUCCACCCCGGUCACAGUGGCCUUGUUGGAAACACUAUAUAUGAUCCCGAAGUUCUUCCAAAACCUAGCCGUCUGUCGCAAAACCUAGACCUUAAUGAGGGCUUUUACACAGCGAUCCCAAUUUGGGAUUACUAUAUGAAAGAGACCAAACAGAAGGUCGCAACGUACUCGUGGAUUGGAUCUCAGCAUCUUAGCUCGCAUUACGAGCAGCCGGAUAUCAUGUUGCCGUUCAACAAAAGCAUGAAACCACCCGAUCAAUUUUAUCAGGUACUAAACUGGCUGAAAAUGGGAAAGGAUCGUCCAAAUUUCAUAAUGUUAUACAUAAUGGAGCCCGACGCUACUGGUCAUGGAACCAUGGGUGCAAAGCUCAAUAAUACAUUAAUCGAAGUCGAUGAUGUACUCCGCAAAUUCAUUGAAGAAUUGAAAAAAGAGGGCCUCUAUUGCUGUAUCAACAUCGUCAUCGUCUCAGAUCAUGGAAUGACAGAAAUCAAGCACAGCGUAGUUAUUGAAGACUAUAUGAAUGUUACUGGAAUGUUUGCUAUACCCGGUAUAAUAGCACAUAUAUUCAAGCAUGAAUCCACCUUGAGCAUUGAAGACAUGGAAAAAGGGUUCACCUGCAAGAAGGAAGACCACGUGCGUGUAUUUAAAAGAUCAACAUUGCCUUUGCGCUUGCGCUUCACCUACCCUAAUCGAAUUGGUGAUUUGGUACUAAUUUCGGAAGAGAAUACAGGCGUUGUGGUUUCGAAAAAGGACGUUAGAAAACAUAAUUCCCAUGGUCAUGACUAUGUAAAUCCGGAUAUGCACACAGUGAUGUUUGCAACAGGGCCGAGUCUCAAAAACCACUUUGUGCUACCUCCAUUUGAGAUGGUGGAAUAUAUGAACUUGUGGAUGAAAUUACUCGGACUACCUGCACGGUCAAAUGAUGGCGAACCUGAUUUUAUGGAUUUGGCUUUGAACAAACCGGUUGGACGGGGGUAUAAAAUUGACUCUCCCGCUAUAGAGAAAUGUACCGAUACCUAUAUGGGAUCAACAAAGCUGGAGAAUAUAUGUGGGACAUGCUCGCAAGAUGACCAGGAAGCAUUUCGUAGUUGGUCAGCUUGUGAUGGUCCUGGAGUAUCAGCCGUGAUCAAACCACAUUCAGAAACCGAAAAAGAUUUAUUGUGUGUGCUGGAGGGAUGUAAGGACAUGGCGAUCUUUACAGGCUCCCGCGAUGAAGUGUACGAUGUUGCUUUGUUUGAAAUCUACCAGAAGAAUAACAAUGAAAAACUGCUUGGCAGUAAGUGUACAUAUCGUUUGCUGAAGGAUAAGGAGGGAUGUGGACGCCGUUCUUUCGAUGCUAAUGAAAAUGUGCAUUAUAAGACACUUUCAGCCGUUGCAGGAAGAGUAUUGGCCAAUGAACAUCGACUCAUCAUCCCUUGGAAAGCCAAAUUCAUCAAAGAUAUCCUGACACCAUUGAAUGAGUACACAAAUGAGAUGGUAACAAAGUUUGGAAGAGUCGUAGCCAUUACUGGAUGCACUUAUAACGACAAUAACGAUGGGAUACGCUCAAAGAAAAUUUCGAGAUCUAGAUAUCCAACUCAUCUCUAUCGAAUUCUCCUCACUUGUGACGGUGAGUGGGCCGACGACGGCGACUACUGUGCUAAUGCAGAAGCGACAAAAGUUCUAUCAUUUGUUUUUCCUCAUAUGGAUGGAGAUCCCAACUGCCUGGCGAGAAGAGAUUUGCUACUGCAGUAUACCGCGACAGUGAAAGAUAUUGAAAAACUACUUGGAAUCCAGUUCAACUUCGUAAAGCUAUCAAACACCCAACAGAUGUUGUUAAAGAUGCAUGUGACUAUAGAACUGUGGUAGAUUAACAGCAUGCGAAUUAAAAUCAGAAUGUACGUCUCUUACUUCAAC